AGACUCUACAAAGUUCAUCGUUCACCUCAGUACGCCAUCGACUGCGCACCAGCGCAGUGCUUUAUUUAGAUCAAACGCAACCAGUGUUUCCUAGUCAUUUAUAAUUAAACGGAUAUGGGAGCGUUCAGAUUGAGGGUGUUGCUGUCGGUCAUCCUUGCUGUUCUGGUAUUCAGCACAAACACGCACGCCAGGGAUGUCACCCACGAAGACAUCAGGGACGCCAUGCUGUCCCUUGUGCGUAUGUUCAGGGUCUCAGAAGAUAAACUUGAUCGCCAUGAGUUCAGGGAGAAAGCUUUCGGGGACCAGAUGAAGAAAAUCCUUUCCACAAUCGAAAAGCGACAGAGAACUCUCGAACCUUUGAAGGGAAUGAUCUCCCGUCUCGAUGAGAGACUGUCUAAUGUGGAAAAUAUAUUUAUACAAAAAGAAGAAAAAGAAAAGGCCACACAGAAGAAAACCAACGAACUUCUAGAGGAUAUACAGAAAUCGUUGCAAUCUUUGACAACUACCGUGACAAAGAACUUGAAAGCACCAAUUAAUGUGGAGAAUAACCUCACAACAGAUGACGUUCCUCUUGGUACUCGACUUGAUGAUACUGAUGCAAAGCUGGAUGCCGUUAAGCAGGAGAUAGCAGCUCUAAAAAACAGUUUAAGUAAGGAGGCCCUUCGUGCAGUGUGUUCUGAAGUCGACGUAAAUCCAUUUGAGCGGCACAUAUCGGAGGCCGAGAAACUCCUCAACAAAUAUGAGUUAAAACUGAACGAGUAUAAUGACACAUCCAAGGUGCAGACAGACUUUGUGCCCCUUAGCGAAGUCUCGUUGGCUGAUGAAGCAUGGCAUAGCAAAAUGACUGAAGUGAUGGAACGUCAAGAGAAGGAUAUAAAGAAGAUUCAACAACUAUUAUCGGACGCGGAAAGCAUGUGGAAAGACUUGCCACGACUUGCAGACCUAAAACGGGCUACCAAUGACACACUGGAGGCAUUGCUUGUUUCGCAAGCAAAUAUUACUACUGCUGGAGACUCGUCUGCCGCAAAAAUAUCAACAAAAAUACGAGAAAUGGGAGAACAUUUAGUCGCGACAAACAACGACAUUCAACAGAGCUUGACGCAGGGGAACACGAUGAGUGAACGAGCCUACAACGAUAUACAGCACAGCUAUGAAACUUUGAGACACGAGGUUCAAGCUUUCUCAAAGAACGAGAAUGUGAUGUUACAAACAGCAGAUAACGUUUUAGCCAACAAAAAACGCAUUGAAUACGGCGUCAACAGAAUCGUUAUGGAGGUGGGAGAGCACGUUAACUUACAGGCACAGAGUCUUAAUAAAACAUUGCUUGACAGGUUAGAUACAAUCCAAAAUGAAUUAAUGGCAAAUCACUCGCUCGCACAUGGGAAUCUGACAGCUAAAAUAGAGUCUGAGAUGUCACAAGUGUGGCGGCAGAUUGGCAUCAUGUACAAACAGAUGACCGCCAGCAAGUCCACGCUUGAUAAACUCACGGAACAAACCCAACAAUAUGUUAAUGGCAGCGCUACGUCCUUGGACGACAUGAAAAAUAAGGUGGCAUUCAUUUCAACCCGAAUGAUUGAAGUUCAAGAAAAUCUGAAUUUCUUAUUGGGAAGUUUGAAGCUGGUCACCGAAGAGUUUAGUCAGAUCAAAACUGGUCUCGGCGAAGCCCUGGAUAAAGCCAAAAUUGACUUACACGAAGUGCGAUCAAAAAUCAAAGAUGGACCUGGGCCGCAUGAUGCCGAUCAAAAAUAAAUUCAAGUUUAAAUUAGUGAAGCCAAAUAACGUAGUUUAACUAACUGUAAUAAGACUAACUGUAAGAAUGAAAAUAAAUUUUUAUACCUA
Molecule: messenger RNA, 1839 nt
Organism: Pieris brassicae (large cabbage white)
Lineage: Eukaryota; Metazoa; Arthropoda; Insecta; Lepidoptera; Pieridae
Product: putative leucine-rich repeat-containing protein DDB_G0290503
Exons: 12
Coding region: 115-1749 (544 amino acids)
Cellular component (GO): plasma membrane
Source: RefSeq, a predicted model, not a curated record